AAUCCGUGUUGACAAAAACUGAGCAGGGAAACGACAAUGUCGCGUUUGAUUUUGACAGACUACGAAAUAUCGAUGAAAACAGGAUUUCUACUUGACGAACCCCUGAUACGCCUCCCGUCCUACUUCGACCCCUGGACCAGGUUGGCACUCAGUCUCGUCAAGCGCAUCGAAACCAAGACUUUGAGGGAUGAAAUUCCAAAGCUUCCUGUGUUAGACGUGAGCUGUCUGUCCGGAGAAAAGGAGGUCAAGUUGGCCCAUAUGCAGCUGGUGUUCAUCACAUCUGGCUAUCUCUGGAUGGACUCCACCGAUGUGCCCAGGGUUCUUCCUCCACCUCUCGCUGUACCGCUGUACGCCAUGUAUGAGAAGUAUGGCAUGGCGCCUGUUAUCACGUACGCUGACGUGAUCCUCAGCAACGCUGUCUUCAAAGAUCCGAACAGACCUGCGUCUGUAGAGAACCUGGCGGCUAUUGUUGCCAUUCCUGGCAGGUCCCAGUGGGACUGGUUCUUCGCCGUGGGGGCAAUGGCGGAACUGGACUUUGGCGCAGCAAUGAAGGUACCAACCAAGUCUCUAAUCUCACGACUCUAUCUUCCUUCAGCCAUAAUACCGACUUACAAACAUAAUCUUUCAGUCUUACUAUUAUUUAGUGAUGAUUUGUAG
Haliotis rufescens (red abalone) is the source of this 657-nucleotide messenger RNA. Its product is annotated as indoleamine 2,3-dioxygenase 1-like. Lineage: Eukaryota; Metazoa; Mollusca; Gastropoda; Lepetellida; Haliotidae. Gene Ontology annotation, biological process: 'de novo' NAD+ biosynthetic process from L-tryptophan. The record is from RefSeq and is a predicted model, not a curated record. Bases 37 to 657 code for a protein of 206 amino acids. Gene Ontology annotation, molecular function: L-tryptophan 2,3-dioxygenase activity; heme binding; metal ion binding. The transcript is spliced from 6 exons. Gene Ontology annotation, cellular component: cytoplasm.